Messenger RNA from Geodia barretti, 985 nucleotides. Lineage: Eukaryota; Metazoa; Porifera; Demospongiae; Tetractinellida; Geodiidae. The record is from the annotation of a GenBank genome assembly.
ACGCAGCUGUUCUUCUAGAGACUGGGGUUGACAAUUGUAACAUUCUCCAUGUCUGCUGUGGAGGUGGGGGUGGGGGGAGGGGUUGGCGAGGAGCUGACUGGGAGAAGACCGGACAUACUGGACAGAAUCCUGUCCUGUAAACCUGUCAGACCUGUUAUUACCAGACUGAUGUGUGGCAGAAAUGCGUAUGGCAACGUUCCGUUCCAACACGCUCUCUGUCACCGUAACUAUGCAGCUGCUCUCAAACUACUGGAGUUGUCACCGAGUCGUUGCCGGGUGGUUUGCAACGGGGAGUAAAACCGGUUGCAGACCGGAAAAACGAGUUUCAGAGCCUGUUCAACCGGGCCAUACUGGAUCCGGGAUCGCUCGGCGUACCGCCACUUCAUUCCCUCCUGACAAGUUUCGGAGACGCGACCGACGUAACUUCCAUGAAGCUCCACAUCUCCGACUCCCGCAGAGCUACACCGCCCAGCAACUGCUCAAGCUGUUCCAGAAACGAUAUCCGUCCGUCUACAAGACGAGGAUUUUCAAAGCGGAAGAUGAGGAGGAGGGAGGGGAAGGGGACAGAAGUGACGAUGGUGACAGUGAGGAGGAACUACAGCAAGAAGGUGGAGUGAGGCUCCCUGGUGGCAGUACAAGACGAGGCAGAGGGUUGUCACAGGCCCUCGGUGGUCGCCGUCGGCAACAGUCAUUCUUCAACAGUUCGUCGUCCUCGAUGAUGACAUCACAGAAGGGCGUGGUCUAUUUCUCUGAUCUCGACCAGUUGAGAGCUGCCUUGAAAGAAAUGCAUAAUUAUAGACUUGUGACACGGACGUCGCGCAGUGGUGGUUUUGCAAGUCAGGUGACCUCCAUCUGUUAUUUGGACGUCCGGUUGGACGAUGACUUUGGCCAAUCUGACGAUGAUGACACUAGUCUUCUCCAUGGCAACCAGUCUCUGCUUACCCUCUCCCAUGGCAACAGCUUGAGAGACAGACAAAAGCCAGAC